Molecule: messenger RNA, 4189 nt
Organism: Cornus florida
Lineage: Eukaryota; Viridiplantae; Streptophyta; Magnoliopsida; Cornales; Cornaceae
Product: disease resistance protein RPV1-like
Exons: 5
Coding region: 288-3995 (1235 amino acids)
Biological process (GO): signal transduction; defense response
Molecular function (GO): protein binding; ADP binding
Source: RefSeq, a predicted model, not a curated record
ACUGUCCACACUGAGGUUGGUUGAAAAAUCAAUGUUUGGUUGCCCACUUGCAGGGAAGCUUCCUCUGUGAAUCUCAUCAAUGCAUCUUUCUUUUCCUCUCUUACCCUUUUAUCAUUUGACACUUUCCCUUCUUUCUCGCUCCAUCUUUUCUGAUCCUCUCCUCCCUCUUCAUCAGUGACCUGAACAAAUUCAAUCUUUUUGUGGAGUGAUCAAUCUAGUUAUUGGGGUAUUUUCUAAUUACAGAUUACAUAUAUCCUUGUUCUUUGAUCUCUUAAGAGCGUUGUUCAAUGGCUGCUAUGAGAGCCCAAGAAGCCUCCUCAAGUCGAUGUUCUUAUCAUGCGUUCUUGAGUUUCAGAGGUGAAGACACCCGAAAUACCUUUACUGAUCACCUUUAUACAGCUCUACGACAUGCAGGAAUACGGACAUUUAGGGACGAUGAUGGACUGGAGAGAGGACAAAAUAUCACCCUAGAACUAAAUAAGGCAAUCCAAGAGUCGAGGAUUUCAAUAAUUGUCUUCUCAAAAGACUAUGCAUCUUCAAGAUGGUGUCUUGAUGAGCUUUUGAAUAUACUUGAGCAGAAGAAAACUGUUCGUCAUAUGAUUCUGCCCGUCUUCUAUCAUGUGGAUCCAUCCCAUGUAAGAAAGCAAACAGGGAGUUUUGCAGAUGCAUUUGCUACACAUGAAGAGCGAUUUAAAACAGAGACAGAAGAAAGAAAAGAGGCGGGGUUGGACAAGAUAAAGAGGUGGAAGGAAGCUUUGAAAGAAGUUGCAGAUUUGGCAGGGAUGGUUUUAAGAGAUGGGCAUGAGUCACGUUUUAUUCAAAAAAUUGUUGAAGAGAUUGGGAAUAAGUUGAAUCGCACGGUCUUGAGUGUUGGCCCAUACCCAAUUGGAAUAGAUUCUCGUGUAAAAGACAUUAAUUCGUGGAUACAAGAUGGAUCUACGGAUGUUGGCAUAGUAACAAUCUGUGGAAUGGGGGGAAUUGGGAAGACCACCAUCGCCAAAACUGUGUAUAACCUAAACUUCGACAGAUUUGAAGGUAGCAGCUUUGUUGCAAAUAUUAAAGAAAUAUCAGAACAACCAAAUGGUUUGGUUAGUUUACAAAAACGACUUCUUUCAGAUAUUCUAAAGGGGAGAAAAGAAAAAAUUAGUUGUGUUGAUGAAGGAAUCAUCAAGAUUAGAGAUGCUCUUUGCUGUAAAAGAGUUUUAAUUGUUCUUGAUGAUGUGGAUCAAUCAGACCAAUUAAAUGCAGUACUUAUUAUGCAAGAUUGGUUUUAUCCAGGAAGUAAAAUUAUCAUAACAACUAGACAUGAGCAAUUGCUGAAGGCACAUGAACGGUUUAAGAUGCACAAAGUUGAGAAACUAAAUGACAAUGAAUCGUUUCAACUCUUCUGUUGGCAUGCUUUUGGACAAGACCAUCCCACUGAAGGUUACUUGGAGCACUCAAAAGGGGUCGUACGCUACUGUGGAGGGCUUCCUUUAGCUCUCCAAGUGUUGGGUUCUUCUCUAUCUGGCAGACCUGUAGAUGUGUGGGAAAGUACAUUAAAGAAAUUGGAAGCUAUUCCUAAUAGCCAGAUACUAAAAAAACUUAAGAUAAGUUUUGAUUCUUUACAAGAUGACCAUGAUAGAAAUUUAUUCCUCGACAUUGCUUGUUUCUUUGUUAGAAAGGAUAAAAAUUUCACAAUUACAAUAUUAGAUGGGUGUGAUUUCUACACAACAGUUGGGAUUGACAAUCUCAUUGAUAGAUGUCUCAUAACUAUCGAUCAAAAUAACAAGCUGGCAAUGCAUCAGUUGCUUCAGGACAUGGGAAGAGAAAUCAUACGCCAAGAAUCACCCAAGGACCCUGGGAAACGCAGCAGAUUGUGGCAUCGUAAGGAUGCUUUGAGUGUCUUAAAUGAAAAAACUGGAACAUAUUCCAUUGAAGGCCUCAUCCUCAACUUGAAUGUAUCUAAGGAAGAUAGGUCCACCGAGAAAUUCAUUAGUUCAGAUAAUGCAAAAAGACACCAUUUAGAAGAUUUUCUUGACAAACUAACGUUGCCUUCUGAAAGCAAUUCAUUGAAGCGUCGUCGUCUAAGCUUCUUCUCUUGGUUCCCUAUAAAUUCUACCUCAACAAGAUCACAUUCCACAUCAGAUGAAGUAGACUUGCAAACUGAUGCAUUUUCAAGUAUGGGCAGAUUAAGACUACUCCAUCUGAAUAAUGUAAGGCUCACAGGAGACUAUGAAGAAUUUCCUAGGAAGUUAAGAUGGUUGUGUUGGCGUGGGUUCCCUUUAGAAUCUAUACCCAGUGGCUUUCCUUUGGAGAGUUUGGUUGCCCUUGACAUGCGCAAUAGUAGCUUGAAACAAGUUUGGAAUGGAAACAAGUUGCUCGGAUCUUUGAAAAUCCUCAAUCUCAGUCAUUCUCAUGGUCUUACCAAUACACCUGACUUCUCAAAAGUCCCUAAUCUUGAGAGAUUGAUUCUAAAAAAUUGCAUAAAUUUGAUUGAGAUUCAUGAAUCAAUUGGGGAAUUAGGGAGGCUAGUUCUAUUGAAUCUAGAUGGUUGCAAAAAUCUUAGGAAGCUUCCAUCGAAAAUUGAUCAGCUAAAAUCGCUUGAAACACUCAUUCUAUCUCGUUGUUUAAAGCUCAUGAAAUUGCCCACAAAGCUGGGCAAGAUGGAGUCUUUGAAAAUGCUCCUUGCACCCUCCAUGACUACUGGGGUUAGAUCUUGGCCUUCACACUUCCGCGAUUUGCUAUUGGGACCAAGAAGAAGUCCACAAUCGAUCAGCUUUUCAUUGUGUUCUUUACCAUGCUCAUUAUCAAGCUUGAGUCUUUCUGGUUGCAACCUAUCAAAUGAUGCUAUUCUAAACGAUCUUGGUAGCCUACCCCUGCUGCAGAACUUGGAUCUAAGUGAAAAUCCAAUCUGUAGCCUUCCAGAGAGCAUCAAUUGUCUAACUAUGCUCCAGGCACUCAAGCUAGAAAACUGCACAACACUCCAGUUACUUCCGCAGCUUCCAAUGAGUUUAAGGGUCUUGCAUAUAUCCGAAUGCAGGUCAUUGGAAAUGAUAACAAACCUACCAAACCUGUUGAAAUCACUGGAUUUCCAGAUGCUUAAAUGUGAGAAACUAAUUGAGGUUCAGGGGUUGUUCAAGUUAGAACCCAUUGGAAACUUUGAUGAAGUAAUGAUCAGCAAUUUGGGCUUGUCCAACUUGGAAUUCCUGAGAAAUAUUGAAGUGUCUUUGUGCAACUGCAUGACACAAACUAAAAGAAAAGUUCCCGUCCAGGUGAGCUCACUCUCUCUCACUCUCUCAUAUCGGAAAGAGUUAAUAAUUAUGUUUUUCAUGCUGCAGGGACUCUAUGAAUUUGGUAUAUUUAGCACUUCUUUCCCUGGUAGUGAAGUUCCAGGCUGGUUCAGCAUUAAGACCAUGGAAUCUGUGAUAUGUUUUAAGGUGCCUUCAUUUCCUAAUUUCAAAAUCCAAGGCUUGAAUGUUUGUGCUGUCUAUGCAAUAACCAUUGGAGAUUCGGAGAAGGACUGGAAUGAGCUUUACAUUAAAGUGAAUAAUAGGACAAAGGAUCUGAAGUGGACAUAUAGCCCAACAUUCGUAGGCGUUCCAGAUGAUGGCAAAGACAUGGUAUGGUUGAGCCGUUGGAAUCUUGGGAAUCAAUUGGAAGCUGGCGAUGAAGUGAAUAUUUCAGUGUCUUUGUGGCGGAAUAUUAAGCUAAAGGAGUUUGGAAUCCAUUUUGUGUUUGAGGAAGAAGAGAAUGGUACCCCAUACCACACCUAUCCUUCUUGUCAAAAUCUUAAUGACAGAGAUUUGUCAGUGUAUCAGGUGAGGAAAGGUUCCUAUUUCCUCUGUCAUCAUAGUUUUUUUCUCCAUCGACGGCUUCUCCUUGAUAAAAAAUCUUACUCCCGGGCGGAUUGGUGGUAUAACGUCUUCUUUGGUGACCCUGAAGGUGUGCCUCCUCUCAAUUCAGAAAUCCAAUCAACAGCAAUGGUGAUUGCAGAGGAUGACCUGACAGAGUAACACCUCUAUAUCAAUUUCUUUUUUAGUUACUGUGAACUACAUUUGUGUUUAUGUUAAUGGCCUUCUCUAUACACAUGAAUACUCCAAAGUACUCCUACAUUUGUGUUUAUUAUGUUAAUGGCCUUCUCUAUACACAUGAAUACUCCAAAGCACUCCUGCCAUGGAGAAAUUAAACUUUUUUUUUUUGUUGUCAA